AUUAUCUUUUUGUUCCCUCAAAGCCCUUUUUAGCUUUGCCCCUCUCUCUCUCUCUCUCUCUCUCUCUCCUCUUCCUUAUCCUCUCUCUUUCUCUCUCUAACCCAGACGCCUGCGAAAGCAAAGCAAUUCCACAAACUCUCUGCAACUGUCGCUCACUCUCAGGGAAGAAGAAGGAGGAGAAGGAGCUGUGCAGGCAAGAAGCAAGAAGAAGAGAGAAGAGAACGAGGGUGGGUUUUGCUAGAAGGAGAAAGGGAGAGGGAGAGGAGAGCUUGGAUUACAUGUGAUAAUGGAAGGAGGUGAUCACGACCACUUCCACCACCACCACCACCACCACCACCGACGCCCCACCUUCCCCUUCCAGUUGCUGGAGAAGAAGGAGGAUGAGCAACCAUGCUCGACCUCCAACUAUCCCUCCCUCGCCAUGUCCUCCGACGACGCGCCCCCGAACCCUAACCGAUCGUCCUCCACCUCGAACACCCUCCAGAUCGUCCCGGCGGAGGAUCAGCAGCAGCAGCAGACGCUGGCGGCGGCGGCGGAUGCGGGGGCGGCGGGGGCCAAGAAACCGCCGCCGAAGCGGACCUCGACGAAGGACCGACACACGAAGGUGGACGCGGGGAGGCGCAUCCGCAUGCCGGCCCUCUGCGCCGCCAGGGUCUUCCAGCUCACCCGCGAGCUCGGGCACAAGUCCGACGGGGAGACCAUCGAGUGGCUCCUCCAGCAGGCGGAGCCCGCCGUGAUCGCCGCCACCGGUACGGGCACCAUCCCGGCCAACUUCACGUCCCUUAACAUCUCGCUCCGCAGCUCCGGCUCGAGCAUGUCGGUUCCGUCGCAGCUCCGAUCGAGCUACUUCAGCCCCAACUUCUCGCUCCCGCCGCAGCGCCGGGGCAACCCCGCCUUGUUCCCUGGGAUCGGGCUGUCGCCGGAAUCGACGACGACGCUGCUCAAUUUCCAGGGCUCCUCUAGCAAUUUGAGCUCCAUGCUGUUUCAGGCCAAGCAGGAGCUCCGGGAAGCUUCGAAUUUGGAACUGUCGGAGGGCGCCGAUCACGAGGGCAUGAGCAAGAAGCGAAGGCCCGAUCAGCUUGAUCUGUCGGCCAAUUCUCAGCCUCAGUCGCAUGCGGGGAGCUACCUGUUGCAGUCGAGCUCCGGCGUCCUUCCGGCGAGCCACGGGAAUCUUCCGGCCAACUUCUGGAUGGUGACGAACCCGAGCAACCAGGUCAUGAGCGGCGAUCCGGUAUGGACGUUCCCCGCCUCAGUCAGCAAUAGCGCCGCCUUGUACCGAGGCACCAUGUCCAGCGGCCUGCAUUUCAUGAACUUCCCGCCCGUCGCCCUAUUGCCAGGUCAGCAUUUGGGCUCGGCCGCCGCCGCCGCCGGGGCCGGCGGCGGCAGCGAAGGGCAAUUCAACAUGCUCGGCGGGCUGAGCCCGUACCGGCCCAUGUCGAGCUCCGGCGUGUCGGAAUCCCAGGCAAGCGGCUCACACUCGCACCACGGCGGCGGCGGCGGCGGCGGGGUGGGGGGGGGCGGCGGCGGCGACGACCGGCAGCCACCGUUCUCAGAUCCCGGCGGCGAUUGAAUUUGUGGGAGGACCACAAUUGCCUUUUGAGUACUUGGAAAAGAGGGAAGAGAUGGAACAGUGUCACUUCAAUGUUGGGGAUAGAGAGAGGGGGAGAGAGGGGGGAGAGUCAUCGUGAAUCAAUGUGAUUUGAUGAUUCCUAACAUGACCCCAAUGGGAUGU
Eucalyptus grandis is the source of this 1732-nucleotide messenger RNA. Its product is annotated as transcription factor TCP14. NCBI's taxonomy places the organism in Eukaryota, Viridiplantae, Streptophyta, Magnoliopsida, Myrtales, Myrtaceae. Gene Ontology annotation, molecular function: DNA-binding transcription factor activity; sequence-specific DNA binding. Gene Ontology annotation, cellular component: nucleus. The record is from RefSeq and is a predicted model, not a curated record.